Falco peregrinus (peregrine falcon) is the source of this 2296-nucleotide messenger RNA. RefSeq names its product TAFA chemokine like family member 3 (gene TAFA3). Gene Ontology annotation, molecular function: receptor ligand activity. The transcript is spliced from 6 exons. The coding region runs from base 328 to 729 and encodes 133 amino acids. NCBI's taxonomy places the organism in Eukaryota, Metazoa, Chordata, Aves, Falconiformes, Falconidae. The record is from RefSeq and is a predicted model, not a curated record.
ACCGGUGCGGGUCCCGGGGCGGCAGGCGGCGCUGCACCCCUUCGCGCGGCUACCGGGGCCGCUCGGCUCCGCUCGGCCCCGCGCCCGCCGCCCCCGCCCAGCCCAGCCCCGCGCUACCGGCGCCGCCGCCGCCCGGCGAUGCCAGCGGCCCCCGGCCGCAGCGGCCCGCGGACGCGGCGCUGACCUGGCGGAGUGGGCCAUGGGCAGCGGCGGCCCCGGCCCGCACGGACGGCACCGGCAGAUGCACUGAUGUCUUCCCCUUGCAAAGACCUGACCUACCCAAGGUUGGCAGAUGCGCAGGUGUUAGCGUGAAUCCCCAGUAAAAGAAUGAGUGAGAGAGACAUACAAAGCCUGAGCAAAUGGGUUUUCGUGCUCACUCUCUGCCUUACCACACUGUGGGGAAGACUGACGCUGGCCUCCACCCACCACAGAAGCCAUUCAGUGCACGUAGAGCCUGGCACGUGCGAAGUCAUUGCAGCUCACAGGUGCUGCAAUAAGAACAAGAUCGAGGAGCGCUCCCAGACAGUGAAAUGCUCCUGCUUCCCGGGGCAGGUGGCAGGGACAACAAGGGCGGCUCCCUCCUGUGUGGAUGCCUCCAUCGUGCUGCAGAAGUGGUGGUGCCAGAUGGAGCCGUGCCUCGACGGGGAGGAGUGCAAGGUGCUGCCCGACCUCUCGGGCUGGAGCUGCAGUAGCGGCAACAAAGUGAAGACGACCAAGGUCACACGAUAGCCUCCGUGCAACGUGGUGGCUGACCAGCCUUGGCACUGGUCCCCAGUGCUCUGUGGAGCUGUGAGCAGCAGGACAUGGCCCAGGUGGUGCCUGCAGAGCUGGGAUGCUCCGGGACUGCUGUCCUGCAUCUGCUGGUGGGACCAUGGGGUCAGAGCAUCCGCUGAGCCCCAGCUUCCCCAGAAGCUGCAAGUAUGGGACCCCAGUGCAGCUGCAAGACUCCUGUCACUCUGUGGUCUCCUCCUUCCCUAUGGACACACUCACUGACCAAGAAAUGGGCUCAUUUUCCUGUCCUCUUAAAUAAAAUACUCCAGUUGUGUAAGAGCUGUUGACAAUACAGAGACAGACAGAUGGCAGUCCCCCCAAAUGGGCUUUAUUCUGAAAUAGCUGAAAUCUGCUGUGAGUCGCCUUUCCCCAUCUCCCAGGAUGCUGAAUCAAGGUUGCUGUCAGGAACUGGGAAGUCAAUGGUUGUGUGAAACUCUCCCCUGCCUGGCUGCCGGCUCCCGGCCCAGCGGGUUCCCCGGAGCAGGCGCCGAGCUCCGGCCUGAUCUCAGUGGCUGGUGGGCUGCUCUGCGCCUGGGGCAUUGCGUGUCCCCUGCCCCAACACCUGCCUGCUGUGGCCACCUGUGGCGGAUGCGGUGGCAUGGCCGGGGGUGUCUGACACCCCAUCAGCCCCCGGCGAUGGUGAAAUGUCUCCAUGGAGCAUGCUGCUGGUUUCUCCUUCCUUGUUAAUUACAUUAAUCAGGCUGCGAGUUUAAUAUGUUUUCUACCAUGCAAGUCCCAGGCACCAAGCUACUGCUUGUGUUUGCAAUCGAAUUUCAGGAUAACACGCAGGGGAAGCCCUCGUCUGCCUGCGGGUCUGGUGUGCCUGACACCGUGCUGAUGCCCAGCCAGAGAGCCAGACCAUGCAAGGCUUUGUUGCAUUAAUGCAAAAUAAAGAAAAAUGUACCAUCUCCUGGCCCUGAGCUCGUGACCUUCUCCAGGACACACCGUUUCCCCUGGUGGGGCAGCUCGAGGGGGAGAGGACGGGAGCCCCGUGCUCCCGAUGUCAGCCAGGCUGGGGACUCCAGGGCUGCUGUGCUGGCAGCACACGGCCUGAGCAAGCGUAUUGCGGUGGAGAGCGGGGCCAGUGCCUCCCAGGCGCCCCAGCCCUGCUCUGUGACCCACACGGGGGGCCACGCCGGCUCAGGAGGGGCUGGGGCUGGAGCGCACAGCGUGCAGCCCGGGGGAUGCUGGGGUGCAGGCAGCUGCCUGCCUAUGUGCUCCAGCUGCCACUGGUGGGACUCGUUAUUUAGACAUUUUUGUAACAGGGUAUGUAAUACCUGCUCCAGAUGUGAUGUAAAUACCAGACUGUGAAAUAAUAAAUUCAUUUUACUCUCUGCAAAAAAUCUUUUCAUUCAGCAGCAAAGGGAGGCUUUGGGAGCUCUUCUCUUGCUGACCGGAUCCGAGGUGGAGGGGCUGGGGCUCUGCCCUGGCCAUUCCAAUCCCAACCGGCUUGUGCAACGGCGGCCGCUCUCAUUACUCAUGCAACUGUCUAAUUCUCUGGCUCAAUAAAAUCUUUUGGCUGUGA